Messenger RNA from Medicago truncatula (barrel medic), 5643 nucleotides. RefSeq lists its product as uncharacterized. The transcript is spliced from 9 exons. Lineage: Eukaryota; Viridiplantae; Streptophyta; Magnoliopsida; Fabales; Fabaceae. Gene Ontology annotation, biological process: protein phosphorylation; signal transduction. The coding region runs from base 335 to 5341 and encodes 1668 amino acids. The record is from RefSeq and is a predicted model, not a curated record. Gene Ontology annotation, molecular function: protein binding; ATP binding; protein kinase activity. Gene Ontology annotation, cellular component: cytoplasm.
GCAGAAAGAACAAACACAAAGAAGCAAGCAAUUUCUAGAGAGAGAAACAAACAAACAAACAAACAAAUUUCCUCAUUCCAUUUUCUAGAGAGAGAAACUCAACACAAAGUGCCGUCAUUUUCAUUUCAAUCCCUCUCUUCAAAAGAUAACACAGAUUCUCUUCUCAACGCUUUCACUCAAUUCAUCGUUUUCACUUCUAAAUUCUCUUCUCAGGAAAUUAUACGGUUAAGUUGCGAUUUGUGAAACGAAAAAUCAGUAGAAUUUCUUGAGGUUUUCAAAGUUUUCUGAUUCUUCACAUUUCUGUAUUCUGUUGUGAGGAAAAAAAUAUGGUGUGAUGGAACAACCAAGAUUUAACGAACAGCUUCAUUGCAAUGCCAUGGAACGAAGGAAUGAGGAAGUCCAUCCUGGAUCUCAGUCAGUAAUGCAGAGCUAUCUGGACAGCAUGUAUGCUAAUACUUAUACAAGUCCAUCUGAGCAUAGCAGCACAUCAGAUGUUAAAUCUGUACAGAAUUAUUCAAUACAAACGGGUGAGGAAUUCGCUUUUGAAUUUAUUAGAGACAGGGUAAAUCUAAAGAACCCUGUAUUUUCAAAUGUCGGUGAUUCCAAUUCUACAUUUAAUGGUAGGGAAUUGAAUGAUGUUUUAGGCAUCAGUCAUUCAGGAUUUGGGAAUUGUUCAGGUGUUUCUGUGCUCUCAACUGUUGAGAAAGGUUCAGCAGAGUUCAACAGACAGCGUACAUGGUUACACGGAGACCAAAGCAAAUAUGGGUCAGCUCGACCAACAGCAAGAACUCCGUUGAAUCAAGAGAAUGGUCAAUUUGGGCGAGGGUAUGCUUCUUAUGGUGGUUCAAAGAGAAGAUCGUCAAUGAUGAUGAAAUGUCUAUGUAGCUUUGGUGGUAGAAUAUUACCUAGGCCAAGGGAUGGAAAAUUAAGGUAUGUCGGAGGUAAAACACAUCUUAUUCGUCUGAGAAAGGACAUAUCUUGGCUGGAGCUUAGUCAGAAAGCAGUGUUUAUUUACAAUCUGGUUCAUGUACUAAAGUAUCAACUUCCUGGGGAAGAACUUGAUGCUUUGGUAUCUGUAACAACUGAUGAGGAUUUACAGAAUAUGAUGGAGGAGUAUAACCUUAUAGAAGAUAGAGAACCCCCGGAAAGACUUAGGAUUUUUUUGUUCUCAGAGGACGAUUGGGAAGAUGCUCAGAAUGCUCUCCGCAGCAUUAGUAAUAAUUCUGAGGUCCAGUAUGUUGUUGCUAUUAAUGGCAUAGACUUGGGAUCAAUAAACAACUCAACUGCACUUGGUGUCAGCUUUUCAGCAAAUGACGUAAGUGAAUUUGAGAGUAAACCUAUCAUAAGAGAGUCUAGCAGUGUAGCUGUACAAGCUAUUGGUGUCAGGAAUACUCCCUUGACUAACAAAUCUGACACUCUGUUGUCUACCCAGUCUUUACAGCAAGUCUCAACAAUGUCUUCAAAUGCUUUUGAAACUGGUCAGCUGCCUAAUGGUGACCAAAUGACGCAAGCUGCAGAAUUUAGUUAUAAACAUCCUGUUCACCAAAUGACUGUUGAUGUCAGGAUUACUCCUGUGACUAACAAAUCCGACACUUCAUUGGCUACCCAGUCUUCCCAGCAAGUAUUAAUAACGUCUUCAAUUUCUCACGAAACUGAUCAGCAUACUAAUGGUGGCCAAAUGACGCAUGAUGCAGAAAUCUGUCGUCAAUAUCCUGUUCAACAAAUGACUGUUGGUGUCAGGAAUGCUCCCUUGACCAACAAAUCUGACACUUCAUUGGUUACCCAGUCUUCACAGCAAGUAUUAAGGACGUCUUCAGUUGCUCGUGAAACUGAUCAGCUGACUAAUGGUGGCCAAAUGACGCGAGCUGCAGAAGUUAGCCGUCAAUAUCCUGUUCAGCAAACGACUCUUGAUGUCUGGAAUACUCCUUUGACUAACAAAUCCGACACUUCAUUGGGUACUCAGUCUUCACAGCAAAUAUUAACAAUGUCUUCAAAUGCUUAUGAAACCAGUCCGCUGACUAAUGGUGACCAAAAUACUCAAACUGCAGAAACUAGUCGUCAAUAUCCUGUUCAACAAAUGACUGUUGGUGUCAGGAAUGCGCCCCUGACCAACAAAUCUGACACUUCAUUGGUUACCCAGUCUUCACAGCAAGUAUUAAGGACGUCUUCAAUUGCUAGUGAAACUGAUCAGCUGACUAAUGGCGGCCAAAUAACGCAAGCUGCAGAAGUUAGUCGUCAAUAUCCUGUUCAGCAAAUGGCUCUUGAUGUCAGGAAUACUCCCUUGACUAACAAUUCCGACACUUUAUUGGCUACCCAGUCUUCACAGAAAGUAUUAAGGACGUCUUCAAUUGCUCAUGAAACCGGUCCGCUGACUAGUAGUGACCAAAUGACUUCUUCAAUUGCUCAUGAAACUGGUCCGCAGACUAAUGAUGACCAAAUGACGCAAGCUGCAGUAGUUAAUUGUCAAUGUCCCGUUCAUCAAAUGACUGUUGGUGUUAGGAAUACUCCUUUGACUAACAAAUCUGACACUUCAUUGGCUAAUCAGUCUUCACAGCAAGUAUUAAGGACGUCUUCAAUUGCUCAUGAAACCGGUCCGCUGACUAGUGGUGACCAAAUGACUUCUUCAAUUGCUCAUGAAACUGGUCCGCUGACUAAUGGUGACCAAAUGAUGCAAGCUGCAGAAGUUAGUCGUCAAUAUCCCCCUGUUCACCAAAUGACUGUUGGUGUCAGGGAUGCUCCCUCGACUAACAAAUCUGACACUUCAUUGGCUACCCAGUCUUCGCAGCAAGUACUAGGGUCAUCUUCAAAUGCUUAUGAAACCAAUUCGUUGACUAAUGGUGGCCAAAUGACGCAAGCUGCAGAAAUCAGUCGUCAAUAUCCUGUUCACCUUGGCCUUCAUCCCUCUCAUAACCCUGUUGUUGGAGAGACUCCUAUUUCUAUGGCUCCUCAUCUUUUGAAAAAUCAACCAGGGAUUCUGAAUAAAGACUAUCCACCUAGUGGAGUACAUAUACAAACAUCUGAAGUAUCUUCAGCGCAGGUGAAAACAAUAGGUGAUAAUAAUUCAGGCAAACAAGGGAGUGACCAGGGUAAUGUUCUAUCCUUGGAAACCCCGUCCCCAUGUCUGUCAGUUGGAGUUACCAUGCCUGAGGAGCAUUUACCUUCGUUCCCUUCCACACAAAAAGUUCAGCACCAGGAUUGUGAAGAGGGCUCUUUAUCUAGCAGUUCAUGUGUUCCUAAUUAUGUUAAUUCUUACUCCAAUGCAAUCGAUUUAACUUGUCUUCAUCCUUCUCCAGUUCCUAAAAGAGUUUACUGUUCAGAAAGAACUCCUAGGGAGCAAGUAGAGGUCCUGAAUCAGUCCUCAAAGUCAGAUGAUACACACAGCUCACAUUUUCAUGUGUCAGGUUUGCUUUCCGAUAUCAAGCCAGUCGGUCCAGUAACAGAAUCUGGCGACAACUUGCAUGAUGGCAAUCUGUUAGAUGCAGUCAAGAAACCAACUAUUUCACCAACACCCUUUCCUGCAGAUGACCAUACUGUUGACAACGGGUUUGCCAACGAUCAAAUGAAUAAACCGUUGCUUGAUACAAACAGUGAGAUGAAGUUAAACCUAUCUGAGCACAUGGAUCCCGAGUUGAAGCAUGUCUUGGCGAGUAACGAAGGAGUUAAAGAGGUGGAAACUAAAGAUAACCAUAUCAAACCCUUUUGUGAUGAAACCGAAACUAAAAAUGGUAAAUCAGAUCUUCCUGCUGUUCAUCAUGUUUCCUCUGUUGAGCGCCUUGAUGUUAUAGCAUCCAGUCUUCCAGAGAUUGAUUGGGGUGAGGCCUAUAGGAAGGAAUCUAAUGAUAGCCAUGUGGUGCAAGAACUACCUGUUUCUGUAGCUGGGAACAUAACCGAAGUUGUUUCUCAAGAUUUUCCUGCAAAUGUUACCAAUCAAGUAGAAGGUGACAUUCUAAUUGACAUCGAUGAUCGAUUCCCCCGUGAAAUGCUUUCUGAUAUGUAUUCUAAAGCAAUACUUGAAGAAGACCCCUCCAUUCUGCAUCCACCAUCCACAGAUGGAAUAGGCUAUAGUGUAAAUAUGGAAAAUCACGAACCUAAAAGUUGGUCAUAUUUUGGAAAGCUGGCACAAGAAGGCCUUGACAAUGUCUCACCUAUUGAUAAAGAUCAUCUUGGUUUUUCACAUCAUGUUACACCUCAAACAACGGAUAGAGUUCCUGUAGAUUGUGAGAAUUCCCACCUUAAUUUUGGUGAAGAAAAUCAGGACUUACAUAGAAGGAUUGAAACAGAAACCCAUGUUCUGAAUUCCAAUUAUGAUCAAUCCCAACUUAGUGAUACUGGAAGUGUGCAGUUUGAUGGUAGGAUGGAAAAUCAAAGAGCACCAGAGUCUGAGUACGAGGAUGGCAAGUAUGAAAGCAAAAACUGUAACCGAUCUCCACAUGAUUCUUCUUUAGGAGAAAUUGCUAUCAAUACUGUGCAGGUCAUUAAGAAUGAUGAUCUUGAAGAGUUGAGGGAACUAGGUUCUGGUACAUUUGGGACUGUGUAUCAUGGAAAAUGGAGAGGAACAGAUGUUGCUAUCAAAAGAAUAAAGAAGAGUUGCUUCAGGGGUUCAAUAUCUGAGCAAGAGAGACUGACUUUAGAGUUCUGGCAAGAAGCUGACAUUCUUUCAAAGCUUCACCAUCCAAAUGUGGUUGCACUUUACGGUGUGGUACAGGAUGGGCCUGGAGGAACGAUGGCUACUGUUACAGAAUUCAUGGUGGAUGGUGCUCUUAAGCAUGUAUUACUUCGCAAGGAUAAGUAUCUUGAUCAUCGGAAAAAGCUGAUAAUUGCAAUGGAUGCAGCAUUUGGAAUGGAAUAUUUACACUCGAAAAACAUUGUGCAUUUCGACUUAAAAUGCGACAAUUUGCUUGUGAACUUGAAAGAUCCUUUACGGCCAAUAUGCAAGGUUGGUGAUUUUGGUUUGUCAAAAAUUAAACGAAAUACCUUGGUUACUGGUGGUGUGCGGGGGACUUUACCUUGGAUGGCACCAGAGCUGCUGAAUGGAAACAGCAACAAAGUUUCAGAAAAGGUUGAUGUGUUCUCCUUUGGCAUAGUUCUAUGGGAAAUUUUAACUGGUGAGGAGCCAUAUGCCAAUAUGCACUAUGGUGGAAUUAUAGGUGGGAUUGUAAAUAACACAUUGCGGCCAGCCAUCCCAAGCUACUGCGAUCUCGAAUGGAAAACACUGAUGGAGGAAUGUUGGGCUCCGAAUCCUGUAGCCAGGCCUUCCUUUACACAAAUUGCAAGUCGCUUGCGCAUAAUGUCCGCAGCUGCUACUGAAACAAAGCCACAGGGAAACAAGCCAUCUAAAUGAAUCAGAGAUAGCAUUAUUAUUGCUAUUGAUGAUGUAACAUUUAAUUUUUUUUAGUGGUACUCCAGGAAGUUAGUUAUACCAGGGCUGGUGCUAGUAUAUAGGUUUUGAUUUUUUUUUCUUCUAACAGAUAUACACAGGAAUAAUCUAGUACUAUGCUAGGCAAGGUACUUGUUGUACACCAAUGCUUCAAUACAAGUGCAAAAUUGUCUGAUACUUAUGGGUAAUGGAUUAAUCAGUUCUGUUCUGACAUCUCUAUUUAUAUGAUAGUCAGCAAAAAAUGAUAAGCUACUUCAUUUGUUUCA